Messenger RNA from Rodentolepis nana, 279 nucleotides. The record is from the annotation of a GenBank genome assembly. NCBI's taxonomy places the organism in Eukaryota, Metazoa, Platyhelminthes, Cestoda, Cyclophyllidea, Hymenolepididae.
AUGACUUUAAGACUUGAAGAUACCAUUGUCUUUCGAACACAUCGCGAUCACUGCUACAAACCCCACGAAGCGAGCGCAAGCAUCUGCACCCAACGAGCUUCCAGAGAUUUGGCUCGUUUGACAGCCCUUCUCUCCACUCAAACAGAAGACAUCUCCUCUUCGGAAGGAACGAAUUCUGGCCGUAAUUUUGAUGAUUCCAAUCGUUCUUCUUUCACUUCGGACUACGUGGCUUACAUUCAAGAGCAAAUAUCCGCUGUACACUGUGAUACCUAUGCCUAA